Molecule: messenger RNA, 2498 nt
Organism: Panonychus citri (citrus red mite)
Lineage: Eukaryota; Metazoa; Arthropoda; Arachnida; Trombidiformes; Tetranychidae
Product: serine protease 53-like
Exons: 11
Coding region: 57-2498 (813 amino acids)
Biological process (GO): proteolysis
Molecular function (GO): serine-type endopeptidase activity
Source: RefSeq, a predicted model, not a curated record
UGGAUAUUAAUUAAUGUACAGAAACGGAAAUUGUGAAAAUUUAUCCUUUUGAAAGAAUGAGUCUUAAUCUUUUCAAUUGUGUUUUAAUUAUAUCAACAAUUAACUUCUCAUCUGGUUGCGAGUGUGGCCUUGAAGGUUCAAUCAGCCGAAUCUACAGAGGUCAAAAGACUCGACCCCAUAAAUAUCCUUGGUUAGCACAAAUUCAUUCAUAUGAAAAUCGUGAUGAUGAUGAAUUUCAUUUUUGCGGUGGCUCAUUGAUUGAUGACCAACACGUUAUUACUGCAGCUCAUUGUUUGAGCAAAACAACAUAUGGGAAGAAAAUUCUGAUCCUGUUUGACCCUAAAAACAUCCAUGUUUAUCUUGGUUUAUAUGCAUUCAACACAACAAACACUAGACCAGAAUCAGUUUCUAGGAUUUGGGUUCACCCAAAAUUCAAAGAUUUUACUAAUUCACACGAUAUCGCCAUCUUAACUCUCUCAAGACCAGUUAAAUUUACUGAGAAAAUUUUCCCUAUAUGUUUACCAAACGACGAGCUAGAUUUGGAUAAUCUUGUUAUUACAGGGUGGGGAUUAACAUCGCCAAAUGGUAAUGUAAGUGAAUUUCCACAGGAAGUCGAUGUUUCAUAUUUGACCACCAAAGAGUGCCUGAGACAACAGAGUAUAUUCUUUAUGAAUGAAUUUAAUUUGGACCCGAUAGUAAGAGAGAUAAUAAACUUUUCCGCUACUGGAGAAACUCAUAUUUGUGCCGUAAAUCUGAAAACCCAAGGAAGUGUUUGUAAAGGUGAUUCUGGAGGUCCUUUGAUGCAUAAAGACAAAGGAAUAUACUAUCUUGUUGGUAUAGCCUGUGCAGUGUGGGAACCAUGUGGUCCAAGUAUAUCAUCCACUGGUGUUUACACUCGAACUGAUAUUUAUCGAGAUUUUAUCAAGAGUAUUGCUAUAAAUUCAUUUAAAGUGAAAAUGGCAAAUACAGAAUUAAAUGUAGAAUUAAAUAACUGCAUCAAAAUCAAAUCAAAGUGUGGUAUCGAAGGUUCAAUCAGCCGAAUCUAUAGAGGUCAAAAGACUCGACCCCAUAAAUAUCCUUGGUUAGCACAAAUUCUUUUAUACUCAGAUCUUAUUAAUCACUACUAUGCUUAUUGUGGGGGCUCUUUGAUUGAUGAUCAGCACGUCAUCACUGCAGCUCAUUGUGUAACCAUCUACCAAAAGGAAACGCUCAAUAAUCCUAAUAAUAUCCAUGUUUACCUUGGUUUAUAUGCAUUCAACACAACAAACACUAGACCAGAAUCAGUUUCUAGGAUUUGGGUUCACCCAAAAUUCAAAGAUUUUACUAAUUCACACGAUAUCGCCAUCUUAACCCUCUCAAAACCCGUAAAAUUUACUCAAAAAAUUUUACCGAUUUGUUUACCGAAUACUGAGAUAGAUUUGGAUCAUCUUGUUACUGCAGGAUGGGGGAGGACAUUGCCAAAUGGUACAGCAAGUGAAUUUCCACAGGAAGUUGAUGUUUCAUAUUUGACCACCAAAGAGUGUCAGAGACGACAGAGUAUAUUCUUCAUGAAUGAAUUUAAUUUGGACCCGAUAGUAAGAGAGAUAAUAAACCUUUCCGCUACUGGAGAAACUCAUAUUUGUGCCGUAAAUCUGAAAACCCAAGGAAGUGUUUGUCAAGGUGAUUCUGGAGGUCCUUUGAUGCAUAAAAACAAAGGAAUAUACUAUCUUGAAAUCAAACUUGUGAUUGUUAAUAGAGUUAUUAACGAAAUUGACCAAAUACAAUUAAGAACCAUGUUAAUUUGCGGUGGCUCAUUGAUUGAUGACCAACACGUUAUUACUGCAGCUCAUUGUUUGAGCAAAACAACAUAUGGGAAGAAAAUUCUGAUCCUGUUUGACCCUAAAAACAUCCAUGUUUAUCUUGGUUUAUAUGCAUUCAACACAACAAACACUAGACCAGAAUCAGUUUCUAGGAUUUGGGUUCACCCAAAAUUCAACGAUUUUACUAAUUCACACGAUAUCGCCAUCUUAACUCUCUCAAGACCAGUUAAAUUUACUGAGAAAAUUUUCCCUAUAUGUUUACCAAACGACGAGAUAGAUUUGGAUAAUCUUGUUAUUACAGGGUGGGGAUUAACAUCGCCAAAUGGUAAUGUAAGUGAAUUUCCACAGGAAGUCGAUGUUUCAUAUUUGACCACCAAAGAUUGCCUGAGACAACAAAGUAUAUUCUUUAUGAAUGAAUUUAAUUUGGACCCGAUAGUAAGAGAGAUAAUAAACUUUUCCGCUACUGGAGAAACUCAUAUUUGUGCCGUAAAUCUGAAAACCCAAGGAAGUGUUUGUAAAGGUGAUUCUGGAGGUCCUUUGAUGCAUAAGGCCAAAGGCUUAUACUAUCUUGUUGGUCUUGUUUCUGGUUCAUGGGAACCAUGUGGUCCAAGUGUAACAUCCGCUGGUCUUUACACUCGAAUUGAUCUUUAUCGAGAUUUUAUCAAGAGUAUUGCUAUAAAUUCAUGUUGGAAAGAUUAA